Ilex paraguariensis (yerba mate) is the source of this 650-nucleotide messenger RNA. The record is from the annotation of a GenBank genome assembly. NCBI's taxonomy places the organism in Eukaryota, Viridiplantae, Streptophyta, Magnoliopsida, Aquifoliales, Aquifoliaceae.
AUGCUGACUAGUAUUCACCCGGGACUUGAAACUGGAGAUUUUAGGACAGCCCAUACGUUGAUGAGGCGGAUGGUUAAAGAUGGUCUCGUGCCCACUGUUGUUACUUAUGGAACACUGAUUCAUGCAUAUUGCUUGGUGGGCAAUCUUGACGAAGCAAUGAAAAUUUUUACAAACAUGAGUUCUGCAUCAAGGGUAUCACCCAAUACCGUUAUAUAUAAUAAUCUGAUAGACUCUCUCUGCAAGAAUAAGAAAGUAGAAAUUGCUCUUUCCCUAAUGGAUGAUAUGAAAACCAAGGGAGUGAAGCCAAAUACCAACACAUACAAUGCCAUGUUCAAAGGCCUUCAGGAGAUAAACUGGUUGGAGAAAGCACUCCAACUUAUGGAUCAAAUGACUGAACAGGCUUGUAAUCCCGAUUAUAUUACUAUGGAAGUUCUUACGGAUUGGCUUUCUGUUGUGAACGAAACAGAAAAAUUAAGAAAUUUUGUGCAAGGGUAUGAAGUGUCUGCUUCAAUUGCAUAGUGGUUGCCGGAAGGAGAGGCUAAGAUUCUUAGUUCAGUUGUACCAGUUGGCAAUCUACCUUUAGUCAUUUCAGUAUUUGAUGUUAUCGUGGCUAAUUUGUUUGAAGCACAUUGACUAAAUCAUAUGCUUCG